Molecule: messenger RNA, 330 nt
Organism: Rangifer tarandus platyrhynchus (Svalbard reindeer)
Lineage: Eukaryota; Metazoa; Chordata; Mammalia; Artiodactyla; Cervidae
Source: the annotation of a GenBank genome assembly
AUGUUUCUGCCUUUUUUUACAAAAAAAAAAAAAAAAAAGGAUGUAUACUAUGAAGUAAAAUGUUUCAGACUUUUUCAGUCACGCAUCUUUUUUCAUCCCAUCCUUCAAGGCACCUGGUGCCAAGGAUUGCAUGUGUGGGAAAAGCCCUUUGCUCACGUCACGUCACAGCGAAUGGUAAGCUUCAGCAGUGUUUGCUUAUCCAUCCUCAGCCAUUUCUGGAGUAUUCUCCCCGUGGAAAGGGCCCUUCCGGGAACGCGGUUUCUUUUUCAUCAGCAGCUGCAGUUAUUUCGGGACCUCAGAGAACAUGCCAACCGCCAGGUGGCAGUGUAG